AUGCGAAACUUCGAUGCUCCAAUGAACUAUGCCCAGCUGACCUCGUCUAGCGGCAUGUAUUCCGCAGACCAGUUCAUGAAUCCUGGGCCCGCCCCUCGCCCACCGACCGACCGCCCAAAGCUUAACCUCGCCGCAAGCUCCGGUGUAACAACGUCUUUCAAUCAAAUGAGCUUGGAUUCCCCAAGUACGCCGAGUGCCAACCUAUCGCUGUUCCCGAAUACCAGCAGCCCCUCUCUCGUGCGCACAAAGACAGAUCAAUCAGGGCAUGUCGUGGUUAAGGAAGGAUAUGUACGUUGCAAAGAGGACAAAUUCCUGGCUACAUGGAAUCAGCGUUUCUUGAUUCUUCGUGAAUCUCGAUUGGACUUCUUGAAAAAUGAGGCAGGCAAGAUUGUGCUCUCCAUCCCCCUUUCGGCCGUCACAGGUGUCUCUCGCUCGGAAGACACACGAAUGGCUUUCGAAAUUGUCCGUCUCGCGAAUCCGAAAGAUGCUACCUCCAAGGCGGCGCUAAUUACUCGCGAUGUCCCGACGAAGAGCUUGACGUGUGAGGUUAGGUCCGACGAAGAGAUCUACGAUUGGAUUGAUAAGAUUUACGAACGCUGUCCUGGAAUGGGGGGGGUGAGCAAUCCGACAAACUUCAGUCACCGUGUUCAUGUCGGUUUCGACCCGCGAACAGGAGCUUUUGUUGGUCUACCUCCGGAGUGGGAGAAGCUUCUGACUGCGUCCGCGAUUACCAAGGAAGACUACAAGAAGAACCCGCAAGCAGUCAUUGAGGUCUUGGAGUUUUACUCCGACAUUAAGAUGCGUGAACAAAACCCACAGUAUUAUGCCGGCCUGGGCGCGCCAGCUGGUCAGGCAAAGCCGUAUGGCAACAACACCGUAGGCGGCUCAAUCGCUCCCCCAAGGCCACCCCCGCCAGCCCCUGCGCAACGCUUGGACAGUGGUCAAUCCUACUCUAGCCGCUCUGCCUCGUCUGGCCACUCACCAAGCAAAUCUGGCUCUGAUAGGACUCUUGACCAGCAGCAGCAGCUAGAAAGGAUGAAGCAGAUGGCUGACCAGGAGCGUCAACGCGUAGAGGAGGACCGCCGCCGACGCGAAGAGGAGCAGAACCGACUUGAACAGGAUGCUUACAACGCUUCUCUUCCUAAAUCUCGUGUUCCUCUCGCUAAACAAGAACUGGGAGGAUACGGAUCGCCCGACCCAUCAAUGAAUGACCGUUAUAAGCCCAGCCGUCCUGCCCCGCAGGCGCCUGGCUCUGCCCGUCAGGCCCAAGACCCGGCGCGCCAGUUGACCGCUCAACGGCCGGCACCGUCCCCACCGACUGCAGGACAGAGACCUGGAGACUAUUCAUCCAGCGGCGCAUCACGCGCUCCAGGUUAUGACCAGUCCAGUUCGAGAUAUGCUCCCCAAGAUACUCGUACUCAAGCGUCGGCUGCUCGUGCCCAGAACAAUGGAAAGACGCAAGGCCCUCCUCCCAGCAAGCUUCCUGCACCUGUGCAACCUGUCAAGCCCUUGAACAUUGCGAAUAAACAGGCGCCUAAGAAGGCCACUCCGGAUGGAGUCCGUCAGGCGGAAGCUGCUCUGACUAAGAAGGCCGAUCCCCAUAAGAAAGAAGUCCGCAUGUCGGCUAUGAGCGAGAAUGAAGUUAUGGACAGGUUGAGGUCGGUUGUGUCUAAGGACAACCCCAACGAGAGCUACAGCAAACAACGAAAGAUUGGACAGGGUGCUUCUGGAUCCGUAUAUGUUGCCCGGGUCAAGGAAAAUGCCACCUCCGGUGUCGCUCGGGAGCUAUAUCGGCAGUAUGGCCCACGCUGCCAGGUUGCAAUCAAGCAGAUGGACUUGCGCAGUCAGCCGCGUAAGGAGCUGAUUGUCAACGAGAUUAUUGUCAUGAAGGACAGUCAACAUGCAAAUAUUGUGAACUUCUUGGACUCCUUUCUCCAGGAGCAAAGCAAUGAGCUCUGGGUGGUCAUGGAGUUCAUGGAGGGUGGUGCUCUCACUGAUGUUAUCGACAACAACCGUGUUAUCCAGGAAGACCAAAUUGCUACAAUCUGUGCAGAGACCUGCAAAGGAUUGGCCCACUUGCAUAGUCAAAGCAUAAUCCAUCGCGACAUCAAGAGUGAUAAUGUUCUUCUUGAUCGAGCUGGCCAUGUUAAAAUCACCGAUUUCGGGUUCUGCGCUAAGCUCACUGAAACGAAAAGCAAACGUGCUACAAUGGUCGGUACUCCAUACUGGAUGGCCCCUGAGGUCGUCAAGCAAAAGGAAUAUGGCCCCAAAGUUGACUGCUGGUCAUUGGGUAUCAUGGCUAUUGAGAUGAUCGAGUCCGAGCCUCCAUACCUGAAUGAGGAACCCCUCAAGGCUCUGUACCUUAUUGCUACUAAUGGUACUCCUCGACUCAAGGCACCGGAGAAGCUCAGCAAGGAACUCAAAUCCUUCCUGAGCGUCUGUCUAUGCGUAGCCGUGGACAGCCGUGCGACGGCACAGGAACUGCUGGACCAUGACUUCCUCAAGACGGGUUGCAGCCUCGCUAGCCUAGCAGAACUGCUCCGCUGGAAGAAGAACACUCAGUAA
Aspergillus mulundensis is the source of this 2565-nucleotide messenger RNA. Its product is annotated as serine/threonine protein kinase CLA4. Lineage: Eukaryota; Fungi; Ascomycota; Eurotiomycetes; Eurotiales; Aspergillaceae. Gene Ontology annotation, cellular component: cytoplasm. The record is from RefSeq and is a predicted model, not a curated record. The coding region runs from base 1 to 2565 and encodes 854 amino acids. Gene Ontology annotation, biological process: regulation of MAPK cascade; intracellular signal transduction; protein phosphorylation. Gene Ontology annotation, molecular function: ATP binding; protein serine/threonine kinase activity. The transcript has 3 exons.